This is a messenger RNA of Drosophila serrata, 1957 nucleotides long. Its product is annotated as lumican. Lineage: Eukaryota; Metazoa; Arthropoda; Insecta; Diptera; Drosophilidae. Gene Ontology annotation, cellular component: plasma membrane. The record is from RefSeq and is a predicted model, not a curated record. Gene Ontology annotation, molecular function: protein binding.
CCACUUAAGAGACCUUCACUUAGUCACAACGCUGCAUAUUUACAAAUAUAAGGCUUAUUCGCUUUAUCUUAUCAAUGAAUUUAAUCGAUAAAGGAGUAACACUAUGCUAAAUGAAGAAUGACUACAAUUCUCGUUUUGUUAAUUAUUAAUUAUUUUGACAAAGAAAGCCUCCUAGAUUCACUGGCGUUAUAAAAUAGUGUCGUUUCAUUAGUGAAUAAAGGUAACACAGGUGUUCCUUAUAGUGUAGUACCCAUUUCCGACCUUAGUUAUGCUUAACUUUUUUGGAAACAAACGGAAGAACCUACUUUUUUGUUGUCUAGUGUUAUCAAUGCUUUGCCGCAGAUAAGAUAAUAACUGGAAAAGAUUAGGAUUUUAAUAUGGUAGAAGUAUGUGCACUUGUUGUUUAGUCAUUUACAAUAAUUUGGUCGGUGAACAAGCUUAAAAAAUUGUGUUAUUUGUUUGAGAAGUUUCGUUAAAAUAAUACAUUAUGAAUUUGGUAAAUUCAACCAUAUUGGUUGUUACGAUUUUCUGUAUCUUUAUAACUAAGGUUGCUGGUGAAUCGGAAACAACUGCGGCGCCAGCAGUAACUAAGGAAAAAACAAAGGUGAAGGAGAGCGUGCUUUGUAAGAAAUGCAUCUGCAAUUUUGACACCAGUUUACUGGAUUGCAGCGAGAAGCUGGGACAGUGGCUGUCGGCCGAGGAGUGGGAGAUCUUAAUCAACGGCGACCUUACGUUUAAAACCAUCAAGUUGGAGCACAAUAACUUGACCAGCAUUUCGAUUCUGCCGAAAUACAGCGUGGAGAAUUUGUAUUUGGCGUACAAUCAAAUCACUGACAUUGCCGAUGGAGCCUUUCAGAAUCUAACCGAGAUGACCACCCUCGAUUUGUCGCACAACAAGCUUACAGCCAAGGCUCUGAGGCCGGAUGUUUUCAAAGGACCGUACACGGUCCACAAUUUCAAAGCUUUGGAGAAAAUGAAAGCCCUUAAUUUGGGUAACAAUGAAAUCCAUUCCCUAGAUGCUGACCUCUUUGAGCACAUUCCAAACCUGGAGGAGCUGAUUCUGUGCUCAAAUACCUUUCAAGUAAUUGACAAACUGACAGAAACGGCCAUUUCUGGAUUGAAUUCAUUGAAGACUCUGGAUAUUUCAUAUUUGGAAAUAGAAGACCUGCCGGAAACAGUUCUCCAUGGACCUAGAGAUCUUGACGAUUUGAUAGCGUCGGGCAAUCUGUUUCGUCAACUACCAAAGGCUCUAAAGUAUGCCAAAAACCUAGAGCGCCUUGUUUUAGAUGAAAAUCCAAUUGAAAGUUUGGAGGGCAAUAAUGUAUUUCCACCGAUGGCUAACUUGAGGUAUUUGCGCAUGUCCUAUAUGCCGAAUUUGUUUAAAAUUGGAAAUGGAGCACUUAGUGAAUUGCAAAACCUCACCGAAUUGGUUCUGUCCGACAACAAAGUGCUUAACGAAAUCGAUGAGCGUGCCCUAUCUAAAAACGUAACUGGAGGAAGAUACUUGGACUAUCCGCCAUUGGAACACGUUUAUCUGAAUAAUUGCAACCUGACGACACUGCCCACAGCUCUAAUCGUUAGAUGGGAUAAACUGACCCUUGACCUUCGAUUUAAUCCUUGGAGCUGUGAUAGCAGCAACGAUUACUUGAUCAACGUCCUGAUACAGCAGAUUAACAAAACAAAUCCUUUGCUAGCCAAAGAUGUUCAGUGCGCCACACCAAUUGAGCUAAAGGACGUCACUGUCCUGAGGGUUUCCAAUGAGCACCUUGCGGCAGGCUCGAGCGGUAGUCUUAUCUGGGUGGGACUCCUCGUGGUCCUGCUUAUUGCUAUUCCAACCAUCCUAGGCGCCUAUGUGAUGAAACGACGCGGCUGCUUUGGAUUGUUUAAUCGCAACGAGAACGGCGCUAGCCGUGCUCUCUACAAUAGAACCAGUAUCAAUGAAGAUUUCCAUAUUUAA